UAUCUUUUCCUCAUCACAUAAAGGGUAACAUGAAGUUUCUCUUUGAAAAACUUUUUCCUCAAUUGCCUCUAGUCCUUCUUUGUUGUUUGGUUAGGGUUAUAAUCUCAGAACAUGUUAGUGAUGUGAAUCUACCAAACAAUGAAACUGUCCCAGCAGUGAUGGUGUUUGGGGAUUCAAUAGUGGAUACGGGUAACAACAACUACAUCACCACCAUAGGCAAAUGCAAUUUCCUACCAUAUGGCAGAGAUUUUGGUAAAGGAAAUCAAGCAACAGGGAGGUUCAGCAAUGGUUUAGUCCCUUCAGACAUCAUUGCUGCAAAAUUUGGAGUAAAAAAUCUUUUGCCACCUUAUCUUGACCCAAAACUGCAACCUGAAGAUCUCCUUACAGGUGUAAGCUUUGCAUCCGGUGCUGCUGGAUAUGAUCCUUUAACUUCUAAAACAGCAUUAGUGCUAUCAUUAUCGGAUCAACUAGACAAGUUCAAGGAAUACAUACAGAAGAUAAGUGGAACAGUUGGAGAAAACAGAACAGCAACAAUAUUAUCAAAAAGCAUAUACAUCUUGUGCAUUGGAAGUAACGACAUUACCAACACUUACCCUUUGUUUAGGCGAUUACAAUAUGACAUUCAAGCAUACACCGACUUAAUGGCUUCAUAUGCCACAAAGUUCUUGCAGGAGCUUUAUGGACUAGGAGGUAGAAGGAUUGGAGUAGUUAAUUUACCGGUUAUAGGGUGCGUGCCCUCACAGAGAACAUUACACGGAGGCAAACAAAGAAAUUGUUCAGAUUUUGAAAACCAAGCCGCAAUCAUAUUCAACACCAAACUCUCAUCUCUCAUAAAUAACCUUACAAAAGAGUUUCCAGAUGCUAGACUUGUCUACCUUGACAUUUACAACCAAUUACUCAAUUUGAUUCAAAAGCCGGCAACAUAUGGUUUUGAAGUAACAGACAAAGGAUGUUGUGGCACGGGAAAUAUUGAAGUAGCCAUAUUGUGCAACCCUCUUACUCAGAACAUAUGUCCAAACACCUCAAACUACAUAUUCUGGGACAGUUUCCAUCCUACAGAAGAGGCCUAUAAAGUCAUUUGUUCUGAGGUGAUUGACAACAAAAUUAAGGACUUUUUCUAAGGACAGCACUGUACGAUUCCUCAUUUUCUAUUUUUGGGUACACAAUAUUUUUUCUAAGUUUAAUUUUUAAAAUAAAAAUUGUUCUGAUUAUAAAGAUAAUUUCAUCACCAGAGCAAUAUUUAUAAUGUGUUUGGAUUGGUAUUCAAUCCCAAAAAAUGCAUG
Molecule: messenger RNA, 1283 nt
Organism: Cajanus cajan (pigeon pea)
Lineage: Eukaryota; Viridiplantae; Streptophyta; Magnoliopsida; Fabales; Fabaceae
Product: GDSL esterase/lipase EXL3
Biological process (GO): lipid metabolic process
Cellular component (GO): extracellular region
Molecular function (GO): lipase activity
Source: RefSeq, a predicted model, not a curated record